Molecule: messenger RNA, 685 nt
Organism: Vanessa tameamea
Lineage: Eukaryota; Metazoa; Arthropoda; Insecta; Lepidoptera; Nymphalidae
Product: V-type proton ATPase subunit e 2-like
Exons: 4
Coding region: 107-361 (84 amino acids)
Biological process (GO): proton transmembrane transport
Cellular component (GO): proton-transporting V-type ATPase, V0 domain; plasma membrane proton-transporting V-type ATPase complex
Molecular function (GO): proton-transporting ATPase activity, rotational mechanism
Source: RefSeq, a predicted model, not a curated record
UUACGACAUUCAGUUCUACCAACUUAAUUUUUUAGUCUCCAUUUUAGGGCAGCUGAUAUUUGUUUGAGUAAAGAUUUUAUAAAAAUAAUUAUAUUUUUGUCCUAAAAUGGGUGCCUCAUUCGUUCCCAUCACGGUUUUCACCGUUUUCUGGGGUGUAGUGGGUAUCGUCUGCCCGUUUUUCGCCCCUAAAGGUCCCAACAGAGGGAUAAUUCAAGUGGUAUUGAUGCUAACAGCAGCUACGUGUUGGUUAUUCUGGCUGUGCGCAUACAUGGCGCAAAUGAACCCUCUCAUUGGACCCAGAUUGGACAACGAGACUCUUAUCUGGAUUUCACAGACUUGGGGCAAAUCAUACAAGCAAUAAGCAACACCAUUCAGCUAAGAUGAAUGUAAGGAAAAGUGUGCCGUGAUUACAAAUAAACAACUUUGAUUAUUAAUCCUGAUUAUAAUAAUUUAAAUAAAUAUUGGAGCUUCAACUCCAUCACGGACGCAUAACUUCAAUAUGACAAGUUUUAAAUUAGACUUAUCAUCUGGAAUGCAUUGCGCAGAUUAAAAAUAUAAUGAUCAUUCCAUUUCAAACAAAUAUUAAGAAUGUAUUAAAUAUAAUUUUUAAGUUUAACAUCUCUGUAAAAAAUAUUUAAAUUAUAAAUAAAUAUAAACUUUGUUCCAAUAAAUCUAGUUAACAGAA